UGUUCCAUUGGUGGAUGAUUCUGUUAUUCAUACCGUACUUCCGUUGUCAGGGGCAGCUGGAGGCAAGAUGGCGACGGCGGCAGCAGCAGUAGCAGCGAUGGCGGAAGAAAGGUCCCGAGGAAAGUGCUCAGCCAGCUGCAUCACCGUGAUUGUGGUGUUGGUUGGCCUGCCUCUUUGGUGGAAGACAACAGAGACGCAUCGUGCCUCUCUGCCUUACAAACAGAUCAGCGAACUAGAUAUUCUCUUGCUUGACAUUAGUGUGCCAGUGGAGGUGGUCUUCGCAAGAGGCACGUUGACGGCGGAACAACAGAAAAGGCUACUGCCACAGACUCAGUUUAGUCAGAAGAUAAAUCAGCUGGAUGGUAAAACAGGCUUCAAGUAUAGAUAUGAGAAGACAUACAGGGCUGCCACUGGCGUAGAACAAGAUGCUAUAAUGGGUGAAAAUGUGGAAGUGACAGUUGUCACGCUUUCCCGAGUUUAUGAGAGUUUGGUAGGAUCUGUGGUGAUAUACGUUGUGCCUGCCGAUUCCCAGCUUUUUCCGCCCGAAGCCAGUGUUUACAUUGGGAAACACAGAGCUGCCUUCCUGCGCUCACCUGUGACUAGAUCGCAUACUGUGGCAGAGGUGCUUCAGGACAUUGAUGACAAUGUGGAAGAGAUCCUGCAAACAAUGUCCUUCACUGAUGACAUGGUGGUUGCAGCACUGUCGAGUCGCUCUCCCUCAGGAACGUUUGGCACUGACACCUUCACAGACAGCAUGACAGCUUUUAAAUCUAGUCUUGGAUAUGAAAUCACCUUCAGUUUGUUGAAUCCUGAUCCCAAAUCCCACAACAUUUGUUGGAACAUUGAGCAAGCAGUGGAUAAUUACGUGCAACCCUUCCUGAACAAGCUGUCAAUAUUCGCUAACUUUUCUGUGGACUCUCAGAUACUGUACUACGCAGUUCUCGGUGUAACACCACGCUACAAUAAGACCUCAUCAAGCUUUUCUUUAAAUGAGGAUAGCUUACCCCAUGUGAUCAAUCCAGUCGAAGCCAAACUGGGGUCCAAUGUUGCUUCAAGCUAUCCAGUUUUAAAUUUUCUUCUUUACGUUCCUGAGUAUUCUCAUUCUCCACUGUAUAUCCGUGACCGGGAUGGGUCUCCCAUUGAAUCAAACGCUUUCCACAGCUCCCGUUGGGGAGGAAUCAUGAUUUACAAUGUGGAUCACCAGCAACUGACCGAGACCCUGCUGCCAGUCUCAGUCAACGUAGACAUGGCUCGAGUGAUGGAGGUGUUUCUGACUCAGCUGCGAUUACUUUUGGGUAUACAGAAAGUACAGCCCCCCCCUCAAUCCCUUGUCCAAAGUCCUGGGAACAUGAUUGCUGCUGAUUGGGAGGUUGACCGCCUGCUCUGGGUGAGAACAGUGGAAAAUAUUGCCACUGCAACAAAUACACUGACCUCCCUAGCUCAGCUCCUCGAUGAAAUUGGAAACAUCGUGAUUAAUGAUAACAUCGCAUCUGAGGUGUACAGUGCUCUGGCCUCUGUUCAACAAUCACUUGAGGAGCUGGAGGCUGGGCGACUCUUGUCAGCUUUUAAGGCCAGCAAAGAUGGCAUCACUUCAUCUGAGAAAGCUUUCUUUGAUCCAUCUCUCCUCCACCUACUGUACUUCCCAGAUGAUCAGAAGUUUGCCAUUUACAUCCCCUUAUUUCUGCCAAUGUGUGUCCCCAUUUUGCUGUCCCUAUUAAAGACCGCCAAGGACUUUAAAUGGAAAAAGAAGGUGGAUUGAGGAGGUGGUGAACUGGCAAGAACCAAUUGAUGGUUCCACGUGGACUUGAGAUAUCUCAUUUGUGAACGGAUAUUAUUAAUAGGGCUCAAAUAUUUGUAAAUAUUUUGGAUUUUGUUCAAUUUAAAUUAUUGGAAGGUCUUGCCCUCCUUAUUGAUUGCAUGACGAAAUAGAGUUCUGCAGAUACCUACAGCCUGAAUACGUCAGCAAACAUAGGAGUGAUGGGUGAUUGCGUUACGAAGCGAGCCUUGGACAAUGUUGAUGCCUCGGUUUUAUGCACACCUUGAUUUAUUCUUCACCCUCUUUAUCUUGCUAUAUAUCUGUGGCUGUCUACUUUUACCACAUGUAUCACUUAUCACUCUGCCAUUUUGUGUCUCUCUUCGCACCAUUGCAACAUCCCCACCAGGCCGUCACCUCCCCUCGCUUGUAGUGUUUCAAUCCACCUUUUUGCCCCUUUCUCUCCCCGCAUCCAUAUCUACCCAUAUCUUCCUUGGUGUUCUGACAUAAGCUGUUCAAUUACCAUGGGUUUUAUCUUGUAAAUGUUGUGUUCUAUCUUGUAAGUGUGGUUUUGUGUUGCUGCAUUUAAUCAAGUCGCAUCGUUAAUGAAUUCCUGCUUCAUGAUGUGUACAAUAGUAGAAUCUGAGCACAGUAAGGAGAUAUAAUCUUCAUCUAAAAUAAAGAAACUAUCUCAGGUAAAACAUGU
Messenger RNA from Stegostoma tigrinum, 2459 nucleotides. RefSeq names its product phosphatidylinositol glycan anchor biosynthesis, class S (gene pigs). Bases 68 to 1759 code for a protein of 563 amino acids. NCBI's taxonomy places the organism in Eukaryota, Metazoa, Chordata, Chondrichthyes, Orectolobiformes, Stegostomatidae. The transcript is spliced from 11 exons. The record is from RefSeq and is a predicted model, not a curated record. Gene Ontology annotation, cellular component: GPI-anchor transamidase complex. Gene Ontology annotation, biological process: attachment of GPI anchor to protein.